Molecule: messenger RNA, 1984 nt
Organism: Gastrolobium bilobum
Lineage: Eukaryota; Viridiplantae; Streptophyta; Magnoliopsida; Fabales; Fabaceae
Product: serine carboxypeptidase-like
Exons: 9
Coding region: 64-1575 (503 amino acids)
Biological process (GO): proteolysis
Cellular component (GO): vacuole
Molecular function (GO): serine-type carboxypeptidase activity
Source: RefSeq, a predicted model, not a curated record
AGUAAGAUACAGCACACUAGCAGCAGAGUGGGUCUAGCACUGUGUCCGUCUCUUCACUCCAGAAUGGGGCAUUCCUUCGUUUCCACGUCAAUCGUACUCUUUACUCUUCUCCUUCUCCUUUUUUCGCCUUCAGCUUCUGCCUCCGAUGACGAUCUUCGCCUUGUGCUCCACGCCAAGAACCUUGUCAGAGACCUCAAUUUGUUCCCCGAUGAAGAUCUCAACAUCGUUCAUGCUGCUAAUUCUUCGCUCCAACCCGGCAAAAUCGUUGAGAAGCGCCUCAGAUUCCCCAACCUAGUAGGUUCUGAUUCUGAGGUUUCGAUUGAGGAUUUGGGUCACCACGCUGGGUAUUACUCCAUUCAGCAUUCCCAUGCCGCAAGGAUGUUCUACUUUUUCUUUGAAUCACGCAACAGCGAGGAGGAUCCUGUUGUGAUUUGGUUGACUGGGGGACCUGGGUGUGGCAGUGAAUUGGGUUUGUUUUAUGAAAAUGGCCCUUUCAAAAUUGCUGAUGACUUGUCUCUUGUGUGGAAUGAGUAUGGUUGGGACAAGGUAUCAAACCUUUUGUAUGUUGACCAACCAACUGGAACUGGCUUUAGCUACAGCAAUGAUUUGCGUGACAUUCGUCAUAAUGAACAGGGUAUUAGCAAUGACUUGUAUGACUUUUUGCAGGCUUUCUUUGCAGAGCAUCCCCAAUAUGCAAAGAAUGACUUUUUUAUCACUGGUGAAUCAUAUGCUGGGCACUAUAUUCCUGCUUUUGCAACUCGUAUCCAUAGGGGAAACCAAGCUAAUGAAGGAAUUCAUAUAAACCUGAAGGGACUGGCUAUUGGUAAUGGGAUGACUGAUCCUGCAAUCCAGUAUAAAGCUUACACAGAUUAUGCACUGGACAUGGGCAUAAUUAAGAAGGCUACACAUGACCUUCUUGACAUAGGGUUGGUUCCAGCCUGUGAAUUGGCAAUAAAGCUAUGUGGCACUGACGGAAAGAGCUCCUGUGUGGCUGCAUUUGUAGUUUGUAAUGCCAUAUUCAAUGACAUCAUGUUACAUGCCGGUAAUGCAAAUUACUAUGAUAUUAGAAAGAAGUGUGAAGGGAGCCUUUGCUAUGAUUUUUCAAAUAUGGAGAAGUUCCUCAACCAAAAAUCUGUUCGGGAUGCACUAGGGGUUGGGAAAAUCCAUUAUGUUUCUUGUAGCACUAAAGUUUAUAUGGCUAUGCUGAUGGAUUGGAUGAGGAAUCUUGAAGUUGGAAUUCCUGUCCUUCUUGAGGAUGGAAUCAAUUUGCUUGUUUAUGCUGGGGAAUAUGAUCUCAUCUGCAACUGGCUUGGUAAUUCCAGAUGGGUUCAUGCCAUGGAAUGGUCUGGUCAGAAAGAAUUUGUAGCCUCACCUGAAGUCCCUUUUGUUGUUGAUGAAUCAGAAGCUGGAUUAUUGAAGAGUUACGGACCUCUAAGUUUCCUUAAGGUCCAUGAUGCGGGUCACAUGGUUCCAAUGGACCAGCCCAAGGCUGCAUUAGAGAUGCUGAAGAAAUGGACUCAGGGAACCCUUUCAGAAUCUAGAGCUGAUGAGGAAAAAUUGGUUGCUGAGAUGUGAUCUCUUUUGUUGCUGCUUUAAUUAAUCUAUCAAAAGGGAACAAAAACAAGAAAAAAAAUUGCAGUGGGAGUGUGACCAGUAGUUAGUAUGUGUGGUAUGUGAUAUCACCCCAACCUCAUACAAGAACUCGUAUCAUGUAAGAAAGAAGGGCUUCUAUGCUUGUAUAUUUGCUGCUUUAGAUGCUUAUUUUUGUUUCCAUAAGAUCGAGUUUCUUUGUAUACUCCUGAAUUAGAUUUCGCUUUUUUCGUUAAUUGUUGCCUCGAAACAUGUGGUAUUUGUGAUUCACUUAUGAAUACCCUUUUAGUGAAAUUCAGAAAACAGGAAACUACAUAUCGAGACACGCAGCUGAAAGUUGGAUCUGUAUUGAUGCAAGGAUUUGACUAUAAAACGUAGUAGUUGGAUCUUCAAG